AUGGGCGCUUUUCUCGAUACCACUGAGGAUGAGUUUGACAAAAUACUUCAGGUCAACAUCAAAGCCUCGUUUCUAUUGACCCGCGAGGCCUAUCCGCUCAUGCGAUCGGGCGGUUCGUUUACAUACGUCUCAUCUAUCGGCGCCUAUCAGCCAUUCUGUCUGAUCGGUGCCUAUUCGGUGUCGAAGACGGCACUGCUAGGUCUGGCCAAAGCCGUUGCCCAGCAAUCGGCCGAUCGCCAGAUACGGGCCAACUGUGUCUGUCCGGGUAUAAUACGGACCCGAUUUUCUCAGCCUUUCUGGCAGAGCGAUGAGGCUAUGGCUGAAAUCUGUCGACUCGUACCGGCCCAGAGGUAA
Molecule: messenger RNA, 354 nt
Organism: Oppia nitens
Lineage: Eukaryota; Metazoa; Arthropoda; Arachnida; Sarcoptiformes; Oppiidae
Product: dehydrogenase/reductase SDR family member 4-like
Exons: 3
Coding region: 1-354 (117 amino acids)
Molecular function (GO): carbonyl reductase (NADPH) activity
Source: RefSeq, a predicted model, not a curated record